AUGCGAUCUCUCGUCCUUUGCAUCUCGUUUGCACUCCAGUGCUUCGUUCUCCAAAGCGCAUCCGAGUAUUCUUCGAAAUCCGAGCUGGAAUACGAAUUCGGUGACUACCGUGGCAAAUUCUGUAUGGACGACCAAGGUUUUGUUUAUAGCAUCGGAGAGGUUUAUUAUCCGACCUCCACAGCGUGUCCCUGCACCUGCACAGAGGAUGGACCCGUGUGUGUCAGACCCAAGUGCCCGCGUAUACACCCGAGAUGCACUCGCAUCACAUACAAGUCCUGCUGCCCCGUGUGUGAAGCUGUCAGUAAAGUUUGUGUGUACGAGGGCAAAACUUACAGAAUGCUGGAGGAAUUUAGGUUGUCACCCUGUGAGCGCUGCCGGUGUGAAGUCAACAGAGAAGUUUACUGCACCAUAUCCGGCUGCCCUGCCUUACAUUGUGUGAAUCCUGUAUACGAACCCAACCAUUGCUGUCCUGUGUGCAAAAAUGGGCCAAACUGCUUUGCUGGAAAUCGCGUGAUCUCGGCAGGAGAACGUGUUGAGAUUGAUGAGCGGACCGUGUGUUUCUGCACUUACCGGGACGGAACGUGGCAGAUGCACCCUCACGCUACCUGUGAGGAGCGCCAACGAGCAGACAAUGAAGCCACUGACUCCGACAACACAUCCAAACAGAUGGAGGAUCAGGAGAUGGAGAAAGAGAAAGAGAAAGAGAGAGUGUUCUCGCCCAGGUUGGAUGCCAUCCCGUGAAGUGAAGUGUGCCUGGCACCAGCUCUCCUGACAGGCAGGAGGGGAUGCAGAGCAUCAUGCAG
Messenger RNA from Sinocyclocheilus rhinocerous, 803 nucleotides. Its product is annotated as brorin-like. Gene Ontology annotation, molecular function: protein binding. NCBI's taxonomy places the organism in Eukaryota, Metazoa, Chordata, Actinopteri, Cypriniformes, Cyprinidae. The record is from RefSeq and is a predicted model, not a curated record. The coding region runs from base 1 to 741 and encodes 246 amino acids. The transcript has 3 exons. Gene Ontology annotation, biological process: negative regulation of BMP signaling pathway. Gene Ontology annotation, cellular component: AMPA glutamate receptor complex.